Nasonia vitripennis (jewel wasp) is the source of this 9826-nucleotide messenger RNA. It is a transcript of the gene bel, whose product is annotated as ATP-dependent RNA helicase bel. Gene Ontology annotation, cellular component: P granule; nucleus. NCBI's taxonomy places the organism in Eukaryota, Metazoa, Arthropoda, Insecta, Hymenoptera, Pteromalidae. Gene Ontology annotation, molecular function: ATP binding; RNA helicase activity; RNA binding. Gene Ontology annotation, biological process: gamete generation; cell differentiation. The record is from RefSeq and is a predicted model, not a curated record. The coding region runs from base 566 to 2680 and encodes 704 amino acids. The transcript is spliced from 10 exons.
GAUCGUCGUUGAGUUAUAUCAGCGCGUGUGCACGUUUUACUCCAUCGCGUGUCCUCGUCUCUCCCAGCUCCCUCUCCGACUCCGCGUUGCCCGCAGAGCAGACAGACGGACUCGCCCCUUUAACGCUGCUCCGUUCCUUAACUCUCCGAGUCUCGCGUCUCUGCGAGCGUCGCUUGUCGACGAUUUAACCUUUUGCAGUGAAUUUCUCGACCGGUGACACGAACGCGUCCAAGUGAAACGAGUGUCAUUCGAGUUUGCAUCGAAGAAGUCAGCAGCUGAAGCAGAAGCUAGUACGGUCAUUUAUUGUACGUAUUAACGCACUUUUCGUUCGACGCUGUUUUGAGUUCAGUCGUGCACACACUCAGUUCGACCGAGCAAUUGGAAGUUCUUCUCGUUCUCAAGCAUACAAUAUAAUAUAUAUAUAUAUACUCUUGUGGUGCUAGUGCGAAUAGCAGAAGCAAGUUUUUCAAGAAGUACAGAGUUUGAAGAAUUUUUACUGUGUCAACCAGUGUAGAGCGAGUCCUUACGACAGCGCUACGAAAUCUACGCACCGAGGCGGAGUAAUAUGAGUAAUGCAGACAACCAGAAUGGAUCAGGUCUAGAGCAGCAAUUAGCUGGUCUGGACUUGCAGGACUCCCGCCAAUCGAGUGGGGGUCGCUACGUUCCGCCGCACCUUCGAAACAAGUCUGCAAACUCGUUUUCAGAUAGUCCGCAGGGCGGCGAUCGUCCACCUCUCUCAUCCCAGGGAGGCCGUUUCGGGGAUCGGGGUGGCGAUCGUGACCGUGGCCGCGGCUUAGGAGGUGGUGGUGGUGGUCCUGGUGGCGGCGGUGGCUACGGCCGGCGCAACGACGCCGACUUUGGCAACUUCGGCGGACGCAAUCGGCGCCAGGAGAAUGGCCGUGACUAUCGCUACGAGCGCGAUGCCCCGCGGUCUGGCGGCAACGACAGGUGGCAGGAACAGCCGCGCGGCAACGACCGCUGGCAGGACAACGGCAGGAAUGACCGCAUGGGAGGUGAGUCGGUCAACGGUGGAGGCGGUGGAAGAUGGAACGACGAUGAUAGAAGGGGUGGCGGCGGCGGCGGUAAACAGAUUGACUGGACCAUACCGACCGCAAGAGACGAAAGAUGUGAGCUUGAGUUGUUCGGCGAGAGAAGCACAGGCAUCAACUUCAGCAAAUAUGAGGAUAUCCCAGUUGAGGCAUCCGGUGAAGAUAUUCCACCGCACAUCUCAUCCUUUGACGAGGUUAAGCUGACGGAGAUAAUCAAGAACAGCAUUAACCUGGCUGGCUACGACAAGCCUACUCCUGUGCAGAAAUACGCUAUACCGAUCAUCAUUGGUCGUCGCGACGUGAUGGCUUGCGCCCAGACUGGCUCGGGCAAAACGGCCGCUUUUCUCGUACCGAUUUUGAAUCAAAUUUACGAGAGCGGACCGCCACCCUUACCCCCAAAUGCCAGUGGUCGUCGCAAGCAGUAUCCGCUGGGUCUGGUGCUGGCGCCCACCCGCGAGCUCGCUACGCAAAUCUACGAUGAGGCGCGCAAGUUCGCCUACAGAUCGCGUAUGCGUCCGGCCGUAGUCUACGGAGGAUCCAAUAUGGUCGAGCAGUUGCGUGAACUCGAUCGUGGAUGUCAUUUGUUAGUUGCCACGCCUGGUCGUCUCGUAGACAUGCUGGGCAGAGGCAAAAUUGGUCUGCACAAUUGCCGUUACUUAGUACUAGAUGAGGCUGAUCGGAUGCUUGACAUGGGUUUCGAGCCUCAAAUUCGACGCAUCGUCGAGCAGGACACUAUGCCUCCCACUGGAGAAAGACAAACUCUUAUGUUCUCUGCUACCUUCCCCAAAGAGAUUCAAAUGUUGGCCAGAGAUUUCUUAAGCAACUACAUUUUCUUGGCCGUUGGCAGAGUCGGUUCGACCUCGGAGAAUAUCACCCAGAAAAUCGUCUGGGUAGAGGAGCAUGAGAAACGAUCGUAUCUUCUAGACUUGCUUGGAGCUUGUAACUUCCAAGAGCCAACUCAGGAAUCAUUGACAUUGGUGUUCGUGGAGACCAAGAAGGGAGCUGACAUGCUGGAAGAGUUCCUGCAUAAUCAGCAUUACCCGGUAACAAGUAUCCACGGAGAUCGUUCUCAACACGAACGUGAGGAUGCGCUACGUCGCUUCCGCUCUGGUCAUACUCCGAUUUUAGUGGCCACUGCCGUUGCAGCUCGUGGUCUUGAUAUUCCCCAUGUGAAGCACGUUAUUAACUUUGAUCUUCCUGGAGACGUAGAAGAAUACGUUCAUCGUAUUGGUCGUACCGGCCGUAUGGGAAAUCUUGGUUUGGCAACAUCCUUCUUUAACUCAAAGAAUCAGAAUUUGGUGCGCGAUUUAGUAUCAUUGCUCGUUGAGGCUAAUCAAGAAUUGCCGCACUGGCUAGAAGAUAUGUGCUCUGAUUCUCGGCAUGGUGGAGGUGCCAGCCGGCGACCAGCUGCCAAGGGUCGCUUCAGUGGUGGUGGAUUUGGCGCCAGAGAUUACCGUCAAUCUAGCGGUGGUGGUGGACCACCCAGUCGUAGCAGCGGACCUCCCGGUAGACCCGGCGGUUAUGGAGGGGGUUAUGGAGGUGGCGGUGGCUAUGGUGGCAACUACAACUCUUCGUACAAUUCCAGUAACAAUAGUGGUGGUGGUAGUGAUCAAGACUGGUGGGCGUCAUGAGGCAAAUAGAAGCAGCAAUAAAAAAUGCACCGCCGUCACCGCGCUACCAUUAUUACUACUACUCUACAUGCAAAUUCAACUAUAUGUAAGAAAGUCACGCGAGGAAACACUUAAAAUGACACUAAUACAAGAUUUAAGCAGACAUGCGCCAGCGCGUUUAAGAAACAGAACAACAAAAUUAUGGAUUGUACGGCGAUACAUAUAAACUUAUACAUAAACAAGCACACUCAAGUAUACACACGUACAAGUAAGAAGGUAAAAGAGACGCGCGCAAAAGGCAGUAGGCAAACAUUACGAGACCUUUGCAAGUAGUAUAUCACUCUAUCGUGACUGCCUAAAUGCACCUCUGAUGUGUCAUUGCAGCAAUGAAAAAGUAACAUGAUUAUAAUCGCUUAGGAUUUCACUUACAAUGAAAAGACGGUGAACAAUAGAUAAAAUCGGCGAAGCGAUUUUUUCUUCUUUCGUAAAUAAGGCUCGCUCUUAUUGAGAAAAAGCCUCGUGCCAACUGGCGCACGUAUUAGUAGAAUCAUUACUUAUCAUCAAAUAAAAUAAACGAACGUCGAGACUAUGUUCUAAAUAAUAAAAAUAGAAAGAAAAUGAGAUAAACGAGUAUUAAGCAACAUCAGAGUGCAACUACGCUCGUGAAACAUAAUUUUCGGUAGCCGGGUACUCGUUUCGUAACGAUCAACAAAUAGUGCGGCUCGUUGUGACUUUUGCUAAGUAAAUUUUUUUUGCUCGGGAUCGAGCGCUCGUACGUUUUAAAAAUACAGAAUAUGAUUAUUUCUUGAAUUUAUAUAAUUCAGAAUCGACGAAUGGUACUUUUGUCCUUUGCCGUCCCUAAAAAUAAAAAACGAGACAAGAGAAGAAAAAGAGCAUAACUAAACAAGUAACGCGACGAAUUUCGUCGAGAUAAAGUCGUAAUAUGAUACAAGCGACAAAUAGAAAAAUGAAAUAUAACAAAAUCGCGCGCCUUCGUUAAAAAGAAGAGAGCCGAAUAGAAAUCCUAGACUUUUGGGAAGUAACAGAGGAAGCAUUUAUUUGCUUCGUUUUUGUUCUCCCUUCUUUACUACUAUUAUUAUAAUUAUUACUAUUAUUAUUAUUCUUUCCUCUUCGCAAACAACGAGCAGCCGGUACAGCUCUAUCGAGUUCGACAUCGAUUUUUUACGCGAGACGCGAUUCGGAUCUCAGAUAUAUAAGGUAUAUACAAGAGAAAAGAAAAGAAAAAGUGAAAGACAGUUCGAUGAUUGCAUCAACGAAUUGCUCUUUGUCGCGUUAUUUUUCUCUUGGCUAUACGGGCAAAUUCGUCGUUUGCGGCUAGGGAUACGUAUACACACAAGCAGGAAGAAACGCGUGUCCCGCAUUGAACGUAUUAUUUUUUUUCGUUCAUUUAUUCUAAGAAAUGAAGAGCGCGGUUUAAUGAGAGAUAGAUAAAAAACAAAGGUUGCAGUUACAGGAGCAGCUUAUAUAUGAGGGAGUGAUGCAAGAAAAAUGAAAAGAGAGAAAAGGCAAGUGAGAAUGUGAAUUCUGCAAGAGAGAAUCCAGUGAAAAAGUGAGUGCGUGAGUGACGCGCGAUUAAUAAACUUUUUUUGCGGCUCGUCGCAAGCGAAAAAAUAAUAAGAUAACCCCGUGUGAAGCCGUCGAGCAUUCGCAUUACAAUUUUUGUAACUGUAUUUUAAAAAAAAGUAAACGGUAUGACGUGCGCUAUACAUAUUAUAAAUAACGUUAAAUAUAAUAAUCAUAAAGUUAACGUACCGUAUAAGUAAUUAAAGAACAACAAAAUAAUUAAACAAAUGAAAAUAAAAGACGACUGUGAUAUUGAACGAUCUUGUGACAUUCGAUUAACGUGUUUCGAAUCGUUUAUUUUCCUUUUUUUUAAGGGAGACACGAGAGAGUAAACAAGUUUCGAGAUCAAACGAUUAGCGAAGAAGAAUAUUGAAAAUAAAACCUUCGAGUCGCUACCGAGACAGAAAUCGAAUGUCUCUCCGCGUUAUUCGAGACAUACGCGUACAAAAAAGUAAACAAUUUCUCGAGUCGUUCUCUAUUUAAAGAAAUAACGGUAAAGUUCGGAAUCUAAAAAAGAAUUAACGGAAAAACGGGAUGCGCUAGGUCGAAUAUAGUGAAGAAUACAAAUAACGAAGCUAAACUGCGCUGUGCUGUCCGAUAUCUCGUAAGGGAGGGCCGAACGUUUAUUAUAGUAUACACUAGGCGACGUUUAAGAGGAUAGAAACUCCAGGUGAGAGAGAGAAAGAGAAAAAGAGCGAGGGACCGCUGAAGCGAGGGCGAAAUAUUGCUUGCAAUCUUUUUGAGAUCACCCAGUUGAUCUAUAGUUUUAAUGUAAAUAAAUGAAAAUUUUUCGGGAAUGAUUCAUUUUGUUUUUUCCUGGCUCUUGGAUAACCAUGAGCAUUGAAAAAAUGAAACGACUAUCCGACUAAUACAUGAAAAGUAUACAUUUGAGCUUUCCCAAUGAGAAUCUGAUCUAAGCCAGCAUAAAUUAAGUUUCGAGAAUUUUCGUAGGAAUGUCUAAUUAUACAAAAGAAAUUUGUUGUUUAUAGUAAAGCAAAGUAAAAAGAACGAAGUAAAAGUAAUUUAGCUCUGUAAAGCCUGUAACAUUGUAAGUGAUAUGUACUAGUCUUCGCAGAGUCACAAGAAAUUUUGUUAUUUAGGGUCAGUGCAAGUUAUAUACUCUUAUACAAAAGCGCAUCAUUUACCAAGUAUUGCAUACUCGCGUGCGCUCGAGUAAGUCUUAGUACUUCCAAGUAAAGUGCAAGUUUUGUCGAAGCUGAACAAAAUACACAAUAAAUAACGAAAAAGACUGAUCCCUCUCUCUGUCUUUUUCUCUCUCGCGAGCAUACACAAGCAAGUAAAUGAGCAUAACCGCGUCGACGAAUUCUCCAAUUCUUUCAUCGCAAGGAUGAACACAAGAGUACAAAAAAGUCGCAAAUCGCGCGUUGGAAGAGUAACUAGAAGCAGUGUAAAAUCUCGGAGAGUUGAUAAACACGAUAAUAAGCAGAGUGGGGAAGAAAGGUGUGAGCGCAGGUCGCGGCGCGUUCGUGGACCAAGUGGUGGUGUGCGAUUAAAUAAUUGUUAACAUCCUCGUCGACGAGGAGUUAUUAAACUAUUCUUUUCUUUUUAUCGCUGAAUUUCUUCUCACAUUCGAAGGAAAGCUUCGCGCGUAUAUGGCGUUCAUCGAGUUUUGCGUAGAACGCGUUUAACGUCUCUCGAAAUUUCUCGGAGUGAAUUUACAUGUUAUGAUCAUUUUACAUGCGCAUCGCUCUCAUACACGGCUUUUUGCGAGGGAGCUCAUAUAACGUACGCGCUCAUGAUCUAGAAAAAGUAUUAAACUAUAGAUGUUCAUUAUUCGAUUUUAAUUAAAUAAUUAUUUAUUCUUGCGGUUGUAAAAAUGAGAAAUUUUGUUUUCAUUUUUGCAAUCGAUUUCUUGUGCUUCUAAAUUGUUAUCUAAAUCUCUUACGUGAAGUUUAGAUAAGAAUUUUCGAACGUAUAAUGACAGUAUUUUUAUUCCAACAAGGAUUGAGUGCAUUUCAUAAUGAAACUCGAAUCUUUUGGAAUGAACAUUACACUGUAAACUUUAGCCAGAUAAUAUAAUGCACACAUUAUUUAUAAAAACACGACUCCAAGAAAUUUAGAGAGCUCAUUGGUCUUCGGACUCUCUCUUUUUGCGAACGCUUCAGACCUGGAACGUUUUGCAUUUUGACUUUUACUUUUCACUAACUUCGCUGUUUUACUUUUAUUCAUGUAUUUUUUUGUAAACACAUUUUACAUCUAUUAAUUUAAAUUAAAUGGUUCGUUAUUCUCACGUAUAAUUUGAGUGAGCAUCUCAAGCACAUACUUGAUGAAAGAUAUAAGCACUUUUCUGCCUCGAUUUUUGUUACUUUACACGUAAAGGAACUUUUUAUUAAUUCAGAUUCGAUUGAUUUAAUCAAAAAAUUAAAUUUGAAAUCUCAACUUCUCAAACUCUUCAAAUAGAAUAAAAGAUGCAAACAAAAUUAUCGAAGAACAGUCACGGCUCUUUUUCGCUAUUUUUGCUUCAGCAAAUUUAUGAAAAUCCAUACACGAGCUUUAUUUGUUAAUGUAAGAGCAGGUUUCUUCUCAACAGUAACGAAAGGUGCUGAUAUCUGUAGCUCGUAUUUGAGUGAAAAAAAAGACAGAAUAAGGGAUAAAACAAUCCCAGAAAUAACGUCGCUUUUUUAAAAAAAUUCCAGGAUUAUAUUCCAGUAAGAGAAUAAGAAAGAGAGAGAGAGAGAGAGAGAGAGAGAGAGAGAGAGAGAGAGAGAGAGAGAGAGGGAGAGAGAGAGAGGGAGAGAGAGAGAGAGAGAGAGAGAGAGAUGAUGUAUAGCGUUACGUAAUUAGUUGCAAAUUUCGCAGAAACGGGGAGCAAAAUAGACAGGAAAAUUUCGAAGGGUGAAAACCCUUCGCUGCUCCUCGAUAGCGCGCGACGUAUUUCUAUUGUUAAUACUAUGAUUUUUUUUUCUUAUUUUUAAAUGAAUAAAUAACGAAAAGGCUCGAGCGCAUAACGACGCCGCCACGUGUACAUAUGUAGGACCAUUCUUUUUCCGCGUGUCAAUAGUCGAAUUUAUUAAAGAAUAAAAUAAAAGAAGGUAUAAAGAGAGUCGUGAAAAAGACAAGGGAUAGAAAGAAUUUUAACGAGGAUUAACGUGGAAAAAACCCUCUGUAAUCGAUCGAGUUUUUUCUAUACAGAUACGUUUGGGAUACGCGUAUUUUUUUAUAGUCAGAGGAGAGUACGGGAGACCACACAAAUAGAAGUUUGUCGAGCAAACGAGUAAAAAAAUUAAGCACCGCAUCAUCGGUGCCUUUUCCGCGGAUAUUAAAAACGUAUAAAGCCAGAACCACGCCAAGUCGUGGCUCUCGUUGAGAAAAGUUAACGCGUUUAAACAAAUCGACGAUUGUUUAUUCCUCUCUUUUUUUAAAUCCCCGAUGAUUUAUACUGUGUAUGUUCCUAUAAUAGUAGUUGAAAAGUAACUAAUGUCGUUUCCCUCACGUUCGUUGUCCUUGUUAUUUUCUCCCGUUACAUGUAGAACAUUUAUUAUAAUAAUUAAACACGCGUCUCUCGCGCGAUGAUCGUGACUUAUGACCUUUUUUCCGUUGCGUUUAGUCCUCCGAGAGUGUAAAUCGGACACGAGCAGUCUCGCGUUAUAUUGCGAUAAUAAAAUGUCGACGGUCUCAUAUUGUAAAGGUAAAAAAGGAGGUGGAUGUAUCGAGGGUACGUCCUUCGGUAUGUGCACGCGCAGCAACAUGAAAAGUACAUAGCAAAAAUUGAAUAAAAGCGUCGCCUUGCGUAGGCGACGUUUAGGACGAAGAAUAACCGAUUUUUUGGGCGCGGGCCGAAAAUUACGUGAGCCUUCUUCUCGCUUAAGUAUAUAUAAAAACAAAAAAGAUUAGUGAGAAGCGAUGAUUAUAAUAUACUUUGGCGGCGUUAGGAGGCAUUAAAACAAAAAGACGAUUUAGAGAAAAUUUAAAAAGUGCGGUGCGCGAUGAUUUAAACAAAUGUGUGAGUGUGAGAUGUGCGUGUGCGAGAUUUGGUGAGAAAGGAAAACAACAAUUGGGGGGCUAUGAAUAUCACAACCUAUUAUAUUAUAAAUAAGAUGAUGGAGGGAAAAAACGUUGACUGUGACUGCAAUCAUAAUAUACUGGAGAAACACAAAGGAGUACCGAGGCAUUGAAGGGAUAAAGCAAGGGAGAAAAUUAUGAGUAUCAUUUUUGCAUGACAAACAAAUAUGCGGCGUGCGAGAUAAAAAUAAUGAAAGUGAGGUAGAGAGGAUAUAUUGAGAGGAUUUUAUUGUUGUAAAAACUGGUUGCAUUGUCGAGGUAGUUAAUGACUGUCUGCGAGCCGGAAUUUCUGAGUCUUUUCCUCGAGAAGAUAUCCAAACAACUUGAAUUGUAAAAAUACAGAAUUUUCACAUAAUUUCUUGCGUACAGUCAUUGACAAGCUCGAGCAGUUUAGAAAUUAUUGGCGAGUGUUUAUCAUCGAAAUUCUGUUCACACGUUUGCCUCGAAUUAGAAGUGAAAAAAAAUUAAAAGUAAAAGGAGAUAGAGAGAAAGAGAGCAAGUUAGUGUGUUAGAGAGAAAGAGAGUGAGUGGAAGAUGAAAAUUAGAGCGAACGAGAGGAGAGCAAGAAGAUGAAAAUAGUCGCGUUGGCGCGAGAACGAUGAUAAAAUUUAUUUAUUAUCUAAUAUCAUCAUUAUGCACGUAAAGUACGAAAAUUCUGUGGUCUUUUAGCUGUUAUUAUAAUAAUACACAUGUUUGUCAUACACCGUUCAUUCUUCGUUUAUUGUAUUAACGAAACAAACACAAAGUAAAUCGACUUAGUCGAUGUCGUUCGAACUGUACAAUCGACGGGUUUGAUUGGCUAUAGUCCAGUUCAGUUCUUUCUUUUUCAAUGACUCUGAGCUUUGUUAUUACACUGAAUCGCACAAAGUUUUGCAGAACUGCACGUACGAUUCAACGCCCAAUGUAUUACAUCGUUUUGUAUUUUUUUUUUAAUCCGCGACUAAACUUUUUUCUACAUAAAAAAUCGACGAUAACUAUGUAAAAAUUAUAAUGUAACCGCAGCGAAUGAAUGUUUUUUUUUAUGUUAAAGCGAAAAAAAAGAUCAAUGAAACUUGUACAAUCUGUGAGAGAUUCCGGCAAAGUCUCUCAUCAGGCUUUUUUUGUCAUUUUCGCGUCGAGCAGCGACAUGAACUCUCGCACGUUCGCCGAUUAUAUAUUCACGAAAUAAAUGAAAAAAUAAAAAUUUAAUGAAUAAAUAACGAGAGUAAUAGGAGAAAAAGUUUAUGGUAGAGCGCCUAAAGAAACACCGAUUUUUGCGCUGUGAAGAAACAAAAAAUAAAUAGGGGUGUUUAUGGGGCGGGGAGAGGAGUGCGUUUUAAAGCGGAACGGUGACGUACCAUUCUGUCGGUCUUAUAUUAGUAAUUAAAUAUUUACACUCUACGUUAGUUGACAGGAUGUGAAAUGAAUACAAAAAGUAAAAAUAAUAAAAAAUGAAAGAAGAUUAAAAAAAUUAGAUGAAUCUACAAAUCGCUGUACGUCGUACACGUGUAUUGAAAAUGAAAAUAAAGAGAGUGGUAUCUCGACAAAUGAUGCCAAUUAUGGCUUUCACGAAAAAAAAAA